AUGCCGGGGUGGCAGAAUGCGCUGUGGACAUACUGGAUGCUGUUGACCGCUUGGAGAGGUUUCGCUAACGCCGACUUGCGUUGCGGAUUUUGCGCCCCCCGGGGGGCCGGGCAGCCCCUGUCUCUGGGCACUCAGGAGGGUCGGGGGAGCCGGUGGCGACGAGGACUUGUGGAAGAGUUCCCUCCCGGGAAGGGAGACCCCGUCCCCGACCCCGACCCCGAGGAGGGGACCUGGACCGACACCCGCCGGGAGGAGGUGACGCUGACCAGUACCAUCUUCGCCCUCUCCGGGGACUCCGCACAUAACCAGGCCAUGGUGCACUGGUCCGGCCAGAACAGCAGCGUGAUCCUGAUUCUCACCAAGCUGUACGACUACAACCUCGGGAGCGUGACGGAGAGCUCACUGUGGAGGUCAACUGACUAUGGAACGACUUACGAGAAGCUCAAUGACAAAGUGGGUCUGAAAACCGUGCUGAGUUACCUUUACGUCUGCCCCACCAACAAGAGGAAGAUCAUGCUGGUGAGUGACCCUGAGAUGGAGAGCAGCGUGCUGAUCAGCUCUGACGAAGGAGCUACCUAUCAGAAGUACCGGCUGGGUUUCCUGAUCCAGAGCAUGCUCUUCCACCCUCACCAGGAGGACUGGAUCCUUGCCUUCGGACAAGACCAGAAGUUGUACAGUUCCAAUGAUUUUGGACGGAGAUGGCAGCUGGUGCUUGAGAGAAUCACUCCCAAUCGCUUCUACUGGUCGGUAACGGGCUUAGACAAGUAUCCAGACCUCGUGCACAUUGAGGCGAGGGACGCAGAAGGACACGCCAUGUAUAUCACAUGCAGAAUACACAACUGUACGGGGGCCACCAGCAACAAACUUUUCCCAGGUCACAUCGACCACAACUCCUUGGUGGUACAGGAUGACUACGUGUUUGCACAGGUGACGUCUGGAGGUCGGGUGAGCUACUACGUGUCGUAUCAAAGAGGGAGCUUCGCGGAAAUGAAACUCCCAAAAUACUCAUUGCCGAAGGACAUGCACAUCAUCAGCACGGAUGAGAAGCAGGUGUUUUCUGCAGUGCAGGAAUGGAACCAGAACGACACCUAUAACCUGUACGUGUCGGAGGCCCAGGGUGUGUACUUCACUCUGGCCCUGGAGAAUGUCAAGAGCAGCCGCGGCCCUGAGGGCAACGUGAUGAUCGACUUGUACGAGGUAGCAGGGAUAAAGGGAAUGUUCUUAGUGAACAAGAAGGUAGAAAACCAAGUGAAGACAUUCAUCACUUACAACAAAGGCCGUGACUGGCGACUGCUUGGAGCUCCAUCCACUGACGUGCGAGGCAAUGACAUUCACUGUCUCCUGCCUUAUUGCUCGUUGAAUCUGCACUUGAAGGUGGCACAGAAUCCAUACACGUCAGGAAACAUCGCCAGCAAGGAAUCAGCACCUGGUAUCAUUGUGGCUUCAGGUAACAUCGGGCCCGAGCUGUUAGUGGAUGAGGAAGAGCGUGCCAGCAGCAUGUUCAUCUCGUCCGACGGGGGAAAUAGCUGGAGGCAGGUGUUUGAAGAGGAACACAGCAUCCUGUUCCUGGACCAAGGGGGAGCCCUGGUGGCCAUUAAACACACGCCUCAGCCCAUCAAGCACAUGUGGCUUAGCUUCGAUGCAGGAAAUUCCUGGAGCAAGUACAGCUUCACGUCGGUGCCUCUGUUUGUGGACGGCAUGUUGGGGGAGCCCGGAGAGGACACCCUCGUCAUGACAGUGUUCGGGCACUUGAGCCAUCGCUCGGACUGGCAGCUGGUGAAGGUUGACUACAGGUCCAUCUUCAGCAGGAGAUGCACUGAGAAGGACCUCCAGGCGUGGGAGCUCCACAAUCAGGGUGAGGCUUGCAUUAUGGGAGAGAAUCGUGUAUACCGACGGCGGAAGCCAACAGCGCAGUGCAUACUGAGAAAGAAAUACAUCGGUGCCUACACAUCGGUUCCCUGUACCUGCACGGACUCGGACUUCGAGUGUGAUUACGGAUAUGAGCGCCACACUGAUGGGCGAUGUUUACCUGCCUUUUGGUACAAUCCGUCUUACGUGGUGAAAGAAUGCAGCCUGGGGAAGAGCUAUCUCAACAGCACGGGCUACAGGAAGGUGGGCUCCAAUAACUGCACGGAGGGUGUGAGGGAGCAGUACACAGCCAAACACCAGCAGUGCCCCAGAAAACCCCCCCGUGGCCUUCACCUGGUCACCAGCGAUGGCAGCCUGGCCACCGAGCUCACCCGCAAUGUGACUUUCAUCGUCCACCUGGAGGAGGGAGACGCCCCGAGGACCAGCCUGCGGAUGGACUUUGGUGACGGCACCGCGGUGACCUAUGCCAAUCUCAGCUCGGUGGAGGGAGGCAUCCAGCACACUUACAAACAUGGAGGCGUCUUCCGAGUGGUGGCCAAAGCCCAGAAUAGCCUGGGCUCGAACCGCGGCAUCCUGUUCCUGCAUAUCACGUGUCCCGUCGAGCACGUGCACCUGACGCUCCCCUACGUGGCCAUAACCAACCAGCCGGUCAACCUGACAGUGGUGGUGUGGCCCAGCAAACUGGGCACCCUCACUUACUACUGGUGGCUCGAGAACAAGACCGAGCCUGUGGUCACCCUGGAGGAGAAUGUCUCCUUCACCUUCACCAGGGAGGGAAUGAGUAGCGUCACAGUACAGGUGUCCUCGGGCAACUCCAUCCUGCAGGACGUCAAGAGCAUCGCCGUGUUUGAUUAUUAUCGCUCGCUGCUGUUGUCAUUUUCACCAAACUUGGAAGAUUACAAUCCCGACAUCCCCGAAUGGAGACAGGAUCUCAGUAAAGUGAUCAAGAGAACGCUGGCUCGGGUCACCGGUUUGCCUGAGGAGCAGAUGUUGGCAGCUGUGCUCCCUGGUCUUCCCACUGCCGCCGAGCUCCACCUCCUGCCACACAGGGAAGACCCAGAGCACAGGAGGAGCAGCGCGGAUCUGGAUCAGAUUUGCGACAUGGUGAUCAGCAUGUUAAAUCAGAACCAGGUGCAGUUUGAACUGAAACCCGGCAUUCAAGUCAUCAUUUCCACCGCUCAUCUCACACUAGCGCCGCUGGUGGACUCCAGCCCAGGACACAGUGGCUCUGCCCUGCUGAUGCUGCUGUCCUUGGCCUUCGUGGGCCUGGCUGUGUUUGUCAUUUACAAGUUUAAAAGGAAGAUACCGGGCAUUAAUGUUUAUGCCCAGGUGCACAAUGAGAAGGAAGAGGAGAUGAUAAACGCAGACACUCAAAUUGAGGUCAUUCCCACCGUCACCCAAAGAGAUUUAAUAACCUGCCCAGAGGAGUUCACUGAUGCUGAGGUUGACAAACUGCACUUAGGAAACAACCCGACCGUAUCUGAAACUGAGAGCACAAAAGAGAUCCCCAGCUACGUUUAAACCCUUUGGACUCCUGAAUCCACAUUGGAGUUGGACUUUUCUACUGUACGUCACACAAGGUUUUAGCUUUAAAACUGCAUGUGGAUGGUGAUGACACAGAUUGCUUAUUGUAACUAUUUGGAUAAGAUUCCGAAGAGAUUGUUUUUUCUAUUCCUUUAAAAAAAAAAGAGAGAAACGAUGACAUUUUUAAAAAAAAAAGAACG
Messenger RNA from Callorhinchus milii (elephant shark), 3593 nucleotides. Its product is annotated as VPS10 domain-containing receptor SorCS1-like. NCBI's taxonomy places the organism in Eukaryota, Metazoa, Chordata, Chondrichthyes, Chimaeriformes, Callorhinchidae. The transcript is spliced from 27 exons. The coding region runs from base 1 to 3390 and encodes 1129 amino acids. Gene Ontology annotation, cellular component: Golgi apparatus; membrane. The record is from RefSeq and is a predicted model, not a curated record. Gene Ontology annotation, molecular function: protein binding. Gene Ontology annotation, biological process: post-Golgi vesicle-mediated transport.